AUGAUCAUCUCUGUCAUCUCGCAUGUGCAUAUGCAAUGCUCCCAGAGCGUGCAUGAACUCGUGCGCAACAGUGCCAAUAACAAUACAGCCUUGAGCCAAUAACGUUUGUUCGUUUCCCUUCAUCCCGACUGACGAAUAACAUCCAGAUCCAUCAAAAACUUGAAUACGAUUAGGUGCUGUAGGAUUCUCAACAAAGUCGAUACAUGUACGACUACUGAGAUAUUUGAGCGUUGAUCUAAUGUAAGCUUGAUUUGCCGCUCCUAUACUGGCGUCGAAAUAGUAAAAAACCGUAUUGUUCUCCCAAUUCUUAGAAAUCGAUGAGAUCUGACGUUUCUUGCGAGCACCACCUUCAUCAUUUUCAUUUUCAUUUUCGAGUGCACUUAGUUCUUCGUCUGUAAGAAGGAUAUCACCCUCAAACAGGUACUCAUCAAGACCUUCCACACUGUUCACAGCUACAAUAGACGAACCAUCCGAACCACUUGACAUCUCUUCUCCUGCAAGUGCUCCAUCCUCUCCGUUGGGAAUAGGAAGGGUAGGGACCGGUCUUGUACUGUUUGAUCGAACUCUCCCCCUGUGUCCACCAAGUUUCUGUAGCCUUUCGUGGCGUUUUUCAAGAUCGACAUUUGGAAGUGCCUGA
Molecule: messenger RNA, 637 nt
Organism: Haemonchus placei
Lineage: Eukaryota; Metazoa; Nematoda; Chromadorea; Rhabditida; Trichostrongylidae
Source: the annotation of a GenBank genome assembly